AUGGCACAAGAUAACUUGACUAAUUUGUUAUCACAAUUAAGUGUCCAAUCGGCCCAAAGUGAGCACACAAAGGCUGAACAAACCUGUCAACAACUCUUAAAUAGUGGCUGUACUAAUCCAGGUGAUAUCUUGAAGAAUCUUCUGGUUUCUAUCAUUAAGCAAGAUAAAUACGAACAUGCUAUUACUGUUUUGCAGAAAUUUAAACAUAUUGAUGAAAAAUAUGGGAACAAAGUCGUAUUGGAAAAACUUUACAUAUAUUAUAAAUUGAAUCAAGUCCAAAAAUUCGAAAAGUUAUUCAAUUCCAGAUACCCAGAUGGUGUAUCACACUUAAUUAAAAGUAAUAAGGCGAAUCAGACUCAAACCAAAAGAGGGGUUUUACAUGUCAGAGCACAAUUCUGUUACAGAAAUGGACAAUAUGAUGAAUCCUAUAUGAUUUAUAAUUAUUUGGCAUCCACGAAUGAUGAUAAUUCCUAUGAUAACACUUUGGAAUUGGCAUGUAAUGAGCGUGUUCCAUUGUCAACAAAGCCCAAUUUAUCUACUUUGUCUCCAUUAGUUACUCAAUUGAGUGAAGAAUCAUACGAUUUAUUAUAUAAUGAAGCUAUCAUUUUAACCACCAAGGAGGAAUUUGAUCAAUCUAUAUCAUUACUUGAAAAGGCAUUAUCCAUGGCGAAAAAUGAAGGAUACGAAAGUGAUAUCGUUUCCAUACAGUUACAAUUGGCAUACGUGUAUCAAUUGAUGGCAAAUAAAGGUGAGUCUAAGGAUAUCUUAAAUGAGUUAUUAUCCAAAGUGGAACCAGGAAGUGUAUUCCAUAUACUCGCUAAGAAUAAUAUACAAUCAUUCAUUGAUUUUUCUAAAUAUUCCACAAACUUUAAUUUGAUCUUAAGAGACAUCAAUUUUGAAAAAGCAAACUCUUUAAAUUUACAAAAUUUUACUUUUGAACAAUGGUCCAUGAUUCAACGUAAUUACUUGUUUUUAAAACUGUUCAAUAAUAAUAGUCUUAAUCCACAUUCAUCAUUAUUAUCACGUACUUUACACAAUUAUUCCAAAUUAGUCGAUAAUAUUGCUUUGGAAACUUACAAGACACAAUCUAAGAAAACAUAUCAUCAUGCUCUAACUAUGAUAAACAGUAGUACAGGUGGCAGUACCAUUGGGUUUGUAUUAUUGACUUUACAAUUAUUAAUAGUUGAAAAACAAUGGGAUAAUGCAAUCAGACUAUCUGAAUUAUUCCUAAAUAAAUCGUUGGAAAAGUCUUCAUCGACCCUAUUAGAUGAAUCUAUUAAAAUAUUAUCUUAUAUUCUUUUUGAACUAUAUGGAAUUACGAAUAGAUCUAACUCUAAGUACUGUUUGUUACAAAAACUGUUCUACUUCGUUAAUGAACCUAAUGUCUCUGACGAUUCAUCAUUUUGGACACAUGUAGGGUUCCAAUUUCUACCAUUGGGAUCUACGAAAGAAGCAAGAAAGAUAUUUAGACAAAUUUCGUUAUAUUCUAAUGAUAAUGACGAUAAAGUUUCCUUAAUCAAGGAUUUCUUAUCUAAUGAGUCAUUUGAUAUUAAUAAAGGUGCCGAAAUAGUCUCUAAUGUUGACGUGGAAUCAUUAAUUGCUCAAGGUAUUGAUCCACUAUUAUCAUCGGAUAAGAAGAAGAUAAACCGUACAGUAAUCAAUAAAAUAACCAAGGAGAAAUUAUUAAUAAAACAUAAGAAGAGGAAAGCUCAAAAAUUGAAGAAGUUCUUGAAGAGCCAUAAUGUUGACUUAUCAUCUAAACCCCCAUCUAACGAGAGAUGGAUUCCAUUGAGAGAUAGGUCUACUUAUAGACCUAAGAGAAGACAACAACACCAAGCAGUUAAACAAACGCAAGGUAGUAUUAUAAAUAAGAAAGCUGAACAAGCUUUGGAUAUUUCAAAGAAAACAACCCCAAAGCCAAAAUCAUCCAAUGCGAAGAAAAAUAAGAAGAAGGGUCGUAGGUAA
Naumovozyma dairenensis CBS 421 is the source of this 1965-nucleotide messenger RNA. RefSeq names its product signal recognition particle subunit SRP72 (gene SRP72). Gene Ontology annotation, cellular component: signal recognition particle, endoplasmic reticulum targeting. Lineage: Eukaryota; Fungi; Ascomycota; Saccharomycetes; Saccharomycetales; Saccharomycetaceae. Gene Ontology annotation, molecular function: protein binding; 7S RNA binding; ribosome binding. The record is from RefSeq and is a predicted model, not a curated record. Bases 1 to 1965 code for a protein of 654 amino acids. The transcript has a single exon. Gene Ontology annotation, biological process: SRP-dependent cotranslational protein targeting to membrane.